UCUCGACAGUCUGUCGAGAUUGGUGGAACCUCUAGAUGAAAGACGGUGAAGACUUCUAAAUGAGAGGGGUCCAUCCCCCCCUGGGCAUUUCGAGCCCUACUGAUUUACGAACGGUGGAAAUGAAUUUAAGCUCCUGGUUUGCCUCAGCGAUCGUCGUCUGAAAUCAGCAACAGUCACGCACAUCAUGUUGCCCAGAACUCUGCUUCUAUCUUCCAUCGCCCUAUGGGCAAAUGUGGCCAAUGCGGCUUUCGGCAUCGUCAACAACGGUGGCUCGUACACCAUUGAUGCGGGCUCUGCGAAUCCCCUGAAGUUCACUGUCUCGCAGUCGAGUUGCGAUAUCACAUCGAUCUCUUACUAUGGAGCGGAACUUCAGUACCAGAGCACGGGGAGCCAUAUCGGCUCCGGUCUCGGAUCUGCAACAGUCUCUGCGACCCAAGAUGGCGAUUAUAUCAAGGUAACUUGUGAGACAUCGACCCUUACCCAGUACUUCGUCGUCCACAACGGAGACUCUAUAAUCCACAUGGCAACCUAUAUCACCGCGGAACCCGAUAUUGGCGAGCUGCGAUUCAUUGCCCGGCUCAACUCGGAGCUUCUACCCAACGAGGAGCCAUUCGGAGCCGUCUCGACCACCGCUGAUGGCAGUGUUGUUGAGGGAUCCGAUGUGUUCCUGGUCGAUGGACAAACCCGUAGCAAGUUCUACUCCAGCGAGCGGUUCAUCGAUGACCACAGACACUGUGUCGCAGGAAGCGCCCACCGCGUUUGCAUGAUUCUCAACCAAUACGAAGGCUCUUCUGGCGGUCCUUUCUUCCGUGACAUCAACUCCAACAACGGAGGCGCUUACACCGCUCUUUACUGGUACAUGAACUCGGGCCACGUCCAAACCGAAUCCUACCGAAUGGGUCUCCACGGUCCGUACUCAAUGUACUUCAGUCGAAGCGGCACACCGGGAACAGACAUCGACACCAGUUUCUUCGCCAACUUGGAUAUCGAGGGCUAUGUUGCUGCAAGUGGGAGAGGAACUGUCACUGGGACUGCCUCGGGUGCCGACUCUAGCAUGGACUGGGUUGUCCACUGGUUCAACGACGACGCUCAGUACUGGACAUACACGGCAUCUGACGGCAGCUUCACCUCGCCCGCUAUGAAGCCUGGGACGUACACGAUGAAGUACUACCAGGGCGAAUUCGCCGUCGCCGAAACCUCCGUCACUGUAUCCGCCGGAUCAGCCACGACCAAGAACAUCUCCGGCUCAGUCGAAACAGGAACAACAAUUUUCAAAAUCGGAGAAUGGGACGGCCAACCAACCGGCUUCCGCAACGCCGAAAACCAACUGCGCAUGCACCCGUCCGACUCGCGCAUGUCCGACUGGGGCCCCCUAACCUACACCGUCGGUUCCUCGUCGCUCACUGACUUCCCCAUGGCCGUCUUCAAGAGUGUCAAUAACCCAGUAACUAUCGUAUUCACCGCAACAUCCGCGCAAACAGGCGCUGCGACACUUCGCAUUGGAACUACGCUUUCGUUUGCUGGUGGUCGGCCGCAGGCAACGAUUAACAGUUACAGUGGGACUGCUCCGUCAGCACCGACGAACCUUAACUCGCGCGGCGUUACUCGUGGGGCGUACCGUGGUCUCGGCGAGGUGUAUGAUGUUAGUGUUCCUGCUGGGACAAUUGUCGAGGGGGAGAACACGAUCACUAUCAGUGUUAUCUCCGGAAGUUCAGGAGACACUUUCUUGAGUCCUAAUGUGGUCUUUGACUGCAUUGAGCUCUUCCAGUAAGGGGUAAAGGCGAGAUGUUAUUUCUUGUCUCUUGAUGCUGUUUAAGUAGAUACUAUGGACAGUGAUAUUAACAUUUUGUACAUAGUGGUAGUACAUGUGUAUAUACAUAAUUCACUUCCUGAAGAUAUCCCUGGUGACU
Aspergillus versicolor CBS 583.65 is the source of this 1910-nucleotide messenger RNA. It is a transcript of the gene rglA, whose product is annotated as putative rhamnogalacturonase B. Gene Ontology annotation, molecular function: carbohydrate binding; carbon-oxygen lyase activity, acting on polysaccharides. The coding region runs from base 185 to 1771 and encodes 528 amino acids. Gene Ontology annotation, biological process: pectin catabolic process. The record is from RefSeq and is a predicted model, not a curated record. NCBI's taxonomy places the organism in Eukaryota, Fungi, Ascomycota, Eurotiomycetes, Eurotiales, Aspergillaceae. The transcript has 12 exons.